Messenger RNA from Trichomonas vaginalis G3, 618 nucleotides. RefSeq names its product protein serine/threonine kinase protein. The transcript has a single exon. The coding region runs from base 1 to 618 and encodes 205 amino acids. NCBI's taxonomy places the organism in Eukaryota, Parabasalia, Trichomonadida, Trichomonadidae. Gene Ontology annotation, molecular function: protein kinase activity; ATP binding. The record is from RefSeq and is a predicted model, not a curated record. Gene Ontology annotation, biological process: protein phosphorylation.
AUGAAUACUUCAGAUAGGAAUUACAUGAAGUUUAGAAAUUUACAGCUCAAGGAAGUCAUUGGCAAUGGACAAAGUGGUGUAGUUUAUCUCGUUAAUGAUCCCAAGUACAGACGCGAUUUCGCCCUUAAAAGUGUUCCACUAACUAUGUUUCAUCCUAGUGGAGCAGAGUGUAUGAUGAAUAUAGAUGAUCCUAAUGUUAUUCGGCUCUAUAAAUUUGAGCCAUUUGAAUCUGCCGCUUAUUUAUUGGAAGAAUAUUGCCCAAACAGCUUAGAUUCAGCUUUAAAGAAGCGUGGAAGUUUCGAGAAUGAUUUGCUGUUGCACUAUGCUGAUGGAAUCCUCAAAGGCAUACGAGCAUUACAUCAACUCCGAAUUGCACACUUAGACAUCAAACCUGCUAAUUUCUUAAUUGACACAUUUAGUAGAGUAAGAGUUUGUGAUUUUGGAAUUUCAAACAAGUUCGAGUCCAAUGAAUUGUGUACUAAAUUUGGAGGGUCUGUCCCCUUCAUGUCCCCUGAAAUUCUUCAAUUACAACCUUUUGAUCCAUUUAAAGCUGAUAUUUGGGCAAUCGGGGUAACAUUCUUUAUCAUCGCUACUGGAGUAUUGCCAUGGGAAGGUUAA